AUGGCAGCUGCUUCUCCUAUGGCAAGCCAACUCAAGUCCACCUUCACUAGACCUUUGGUCACACCUAAGGGACUUUGUGGCUCUUCACCACUUCAUCAAUUUCCUAGAAGGCAAUUUAACUUCACCGUUAAGGCCAUCCAAUCCGAAAAGCCCACAUACCAAGUGGUUCAGCCCAUCAACGGCGAUCCAUUCAUCGGAAGCCUGGAAACUCCGGUGACAUCAAGCCCAUUGGUUGCAUGGUAUCUCUCCAAUCUACCAGGCUAUAGAACUGCAGUGAACCCACUACUCAGAGGUAUUGAAGUGGGUUUAGCCCAUGGGUUCUUCCUCGUAGGCCCAUUUGUGAAAGCCGGGCCUUUAAGGAACACCGAAUACGCCGGAAGUGCAGGCUCUCUAGCAGCUGCUGGGCUUGUUGUUAUCCUUAGCAUUUGUCUUACAAUCUAUGGAGUUUCAUCCUUCAACGAAGGUGAUGCAUCAACUGCUCCAGCAUUGACUUUGACAGGCCGGAAGAAGCAGCCCGAUCAGCUCCAGACAGCAGAUGGAUGGGCCAAGUUUACUGGUGGGUUUUUCUUUGGUGGAAUUUCUGGUGUCACUUGGGCUUUUUUUCUUCUUUAUGUUUUGGAUCUUCCAUACUUUGUUAAGUAA
Vicia faba (fava bean) is the source of this 642-nucleotide messenger RNA. Lineage: Eukaryota; Viridiplantae; Streptophyta; Magnoliopsida; Fabales; Fabaceae. The record is from the annotation of a GenBank genome assembly.